Molecule: messenger RNA, 934 nt
Organism: Trichoderma virens Gv29-8
Lineage: Eukaryota; Fungi; Ascomycota; Sordariomycetes; Hypocreales; Hypocreaceae
Exons: 4
Coding region: 1-819 (272 amino acids)
Biological process (GO): barbed-end actin filament capping; actin cytoskeleton organization; cell morphogenesis
Cellular component (GO): actin cortical patch; F-actin capping protein complex; cytoplasm
Molecular function (GO): actin filament binding
Source: RefSeq, a predicted model, not a curated record
AUGGCUACGGAUCCCUUUGACUCGGCGCUCGACCUCCUCCGCCGCCUGAAUCCGAAACACACGAGCGAGCAUCUCAACGCAAUCAUCUCCCUGGCCCCUGACCUGACCGAAGACCUCCUCUCGUCCGUCGACCAGCCCCUCACCGUCAAGCGUUGUAGACAAACCGGCCGAGACUACCUCCUCUGCGACUACAACCGUGACGGCGACAGCUACCGCUCGCCAUGGAGCAACCAGUUUGAUCCUCCACUGGACGAGGGCGGCGUGGGCGGUGGCGCCAUUCCCAACGAGAGGGUGCGCAAGAUGGAGAUCAAGGCCAACGAGGCCUUUGACAUUUACAGGGAGCUGUACUACGAGGGCGGCGUGAGCAGCGUGUACCUGUGGAACCUGGACGACGGAUUCGCCGGCGUCGUGUUGGUCAAGAAAUCUGCCACCCCCGGAACCAACACCGAGGGAGUCUGGGACUCGAUCCACGUCUUCGAGGCCAUUGAGCGCGGCCGAACAACCCACUACAAGCUCACCUCCACCGUCAUCCUAUCGCUGUCCACCAACGUCGAGGGCACCGUAGGCGACAUGGACCUCAGCGGCAACAUGACUCGACAGGUGGAGCAGGACCUGCCCGUCGAGAACGACGACAGCCACAUCGCAAACGUCGGCCGCCUGGUCGAGGACAUGGAGCUCAAAAUGCGCAACUUGCUGCAGGACGUCUACUUUGGCAAGGCCAAGGACGUGGUGGGCGACCUGCGGAGCGUUGGCAGCCUGAGCGAUGGCGCGAGGGAGCGGGAGACGCAGCGGGAGAUUAUUGGCAGCAUGAAGCGGUGAUGAGGAUGUGUUUUUUUGACGAGGAUUGAGGGGAUUGAGGGGGGGAGUAUCUGCGUGUGUGUUUUGACAAUGAUGAAAGACCAAGCGCUCGAAUAUAUGAAAGCAAAUAAACCUG